This is a messenger RNA of Actinia tenebrosa (Australian red waratah sea anemone), 3814 nucleotides long. Its product is annotated as adenosine receptor A3. Gene Ontology annotation, cellular component: plasma membrane. Gene Ontology annotation, biological process: G protein-coupled receptor signaling pathway. The record is from RefSeq and is a predicted model, not a curated record. NCBI's taxonomy places the organism in Eukaryota, Metazoa, Cnidaria, Anthozoa, Actiniaria, Actiniidae. Gene Ontology annotation, molecular function: G protein-coupled receptor activity.
GUCUUUUAGAAGCCAAAACAAGGCGAAACCACGAUAUUCUACGAGCGUGAUUCCACAGUUUUUUCCUGCAGUGUUCAGCCAGUGUUACACUCAUAUUACUUUCAUUGCCUCGUGUCAAGUCAAUACCCGAAAGAAAUUUCUCAAGCAAGAUUCUUAGUCAUCCUAGACCGAUCGUGGUUGGAAAUUCCUCUUUGUUUCAAAUUCAAAGGACAGUCGUUGCAUUCUCUACAUCACUUCUGGUUUCAAACGUCGAUUAAGAAAAUCAAGCUGGUGAUUGGAGAUCAACUUUAUGUAAACGUAACGACAGCGCUCAUAAUCUGGAUUGACGAGAUGAGCUGGGCAUAUCGUGAAUGAGGUGAAGAGGAUUAGAAACACGAAUAUCAAAGCACAAGUCUAAGCUGACGAUUUAAAACGUGAAGUUUAAAACGCCAACGGAGCAGAUAUAGCUGAGGAUCGACAUGAACGCAAGUAUUGUGAAUUGCUCUAUGAUUCAAGGGCUUUUGAACUGUAGCGACCACAACAAGUCAUUGCACCGCGAGGAGGAUGAAGAAGAUCAUGAAAUGUACUUUGGUUUUAGUGCAGAUCAAGACGUUUUUCCUAUCGUCUUAACGGCUUUGAUCAUCAUCAUCAACACCUUUGUCCUUGUCUUGGUGUACAAGAGAAAAGCUCUCCGUACUGUCACAAACUACGUCCUUUGUAGCCUUGCAGUGUCAGAUUUGUUGACGGGCCUCUUCAGUAUUCCAAUCUACUUGGCUUGUAACAUCAUUAGAAAGCCUGAAAUAUGCUUCUGGUCGGAGAUAAUGCUACGCCUUACUUCUAUCUCCACCGUUCUUCACCUUCUGAUGGUCACUAUGGAUCGGUACCUUGCUAUCAUUUACUCUCUUCGCUAUCAUUCCCUUGUGACGAAGAAGCGAGCCGUUCUUGUAUUAAGCGUCAUUUGGUGUGUUUCCUUGUUCGUUGCUCUAAUACAACUUGCGUGGACAACACCUGGAAUGAGCGUGGAUAAACGACCAGAGGACAUCAAAGAUAAAGAAAUCCCUUACGAUCUUCUGUCCAUCGUGGUUUUCUUUGCGGUUCCUCUUCUUGUCAUGCUCAUCACCUACAGCUGUAUUUUCUUUGAGGUUCUGCGCCAGUCUCGCAACAUCAAGAAGAACAGCGUUCCCGGCUACAUGGAAAACCGACGCCAAGAUCGCCACGAGUGGAAAGCCGCCAUCAUGUUCGUUAUCAUGGUAGUCGUCUUCGUAGUGUGCUGGCUGCCCUUUUUUAUCAUUCGUAUACAGCACAACUUCAGCAAUGCUUUCUUCGUUCUUCCAGAUGUGGCCGAAUACAUUCUCAUCAUGCUUCGGUUUCUGACCUCCUUCAUCAAUCCUUGUCUGUACAUCUUUGGAAAGCACGACUUCAGGAAGGCUUUGAGUAAAGUAUUUGGGUUUAAAAGAAGGCCGAGCCGUUCCGAAACUACUAGAUCCUCCUUGCUCAAGACAACCGAGAUGUAAUUAAACCACUUGAACCGUCCUCUUCUUUUAAAGCUGCUUUGAUUAGGAACUGAGUUGGAAUGAGACGUCUAAAUCAACCGCUCUCUCGACUCCUUUGUGGACACAUUGAGGGGCAAAAUUUUAUUUUAGAAUAAUAAGGCCGAAAAGUAAAAACAAAGUCAAAACACCCAGACCUUAGGACUUGAAGAAAACGGAUAAGAAAAAAGGGCAUUUUAGAGGAUAUAUUUUCCUUUAUUGUUCGGUACGUGAGAUCGAGAAACUGUGAACAAUUUGUUGAGUAACUGAAUGGACAACAAUGGCACGUCUUAUGCUGUAGUAAUACCAAGUAUGCAGUUGCCCUAAUCUAACCCUAUCCUAGUACGAUUUCUCUCAUACAUUUAUAAGACGAAGUGGUGAGUCCUAAUCUAGCCCUAUAGUACGAUUUCUCUCAUACAUUUAUAAGACGAAAAGGUGAGUUUAAAGACGAGACUGUAUUGGAAAUUGAUAGGAAAGAUUGUUAUAAACGGAAUUGUCUGUCUUGUACCGGAAUGUUUUGGUGAUCAUGACCGCGCGCUUGAUCCAAAUAACUUAGGCUAGUUUCGCAGGAUUAACAGAACUGACAGCUGAAUGGUAUUUGACUUCUUCCCGAUCAGGAAAUUAAUCUUCGAUAAAUAAAGAAAAAGACGAAAAUCCAUGUAACUAAUUGCAGCGAAUUUGAUCACGUCUGCGAUAGAAGGAUAAACUUUUGAGAUAUAAAAGUCGAAAAUAGACGCGCAAAUUUUGCAGUUUAGGUAUUGUCUCGGUGGCACCUUCCUCGAUAGAACAGUCUUGUCUGUAUUUACAUAGAAGUAAUACAAAAAGUUGUGUACAUCUUUAGAUAAAUAUGGAAGUCGAGCCUCUGGUUUGACAUACCCGAAAAAUUCAUUACUUUACAAGCUACUUUCAAUUACACUCGCAAUCCGCGUCACGUAAUCGUUUCCCGCCAUUAAUUGGAAUGUCGGAGGUAAAUAUGAAUUAGUUUGAACAAAUUUUUGAAUUGGAAAUCCGAAAAAUUGGCAGUUUUGAAAGGGAUUGUUAAUGAAAAUUUAGAUAACAUCUUGUUUCAACUUUUUAACGUAGUUUAUUUCUAGCGAAAAUUUUGCUUCAAAUUAUAAAGCCACUUAUGUAUAUAUAUAUUUUCUAUAAACGAUAGUGUUUACUCAUAGAGUCAAGAUCAUUCGAGAAAGAUUUUUAUUUUUAUCAACUGCUAAUCAGAGUUGUCAAUCCAAAAUGGCGGGAAAUGGUCACGUGUCACGCUUAUCGCCCGCUACCGCACUUCUUGGUCCGUUGCUGUUUUGUUUUUAACCUCAAAAGCUCAAAGUGGUAUGUGAUUGGCUAUUUUCAUUGGGUUAUUCACGUAGAUACAAGCUGCAAUAAGGAGGGCAAUAAGAAGUUACAAAUCACAAAAAUCGCUCAAGUUAUAGACAAGUCGCUAUCGGUCCUUUUGAUGAAAGAAACUAAAAUCAAAAGGAGUAGAGACUUUAGGAUUUGUACGCAUGCGUUCUAUCAUGUUUGGUAGAUUGUGAUUGGACCAGAUUAUUUUUUAUGCGCAUGCUUACUCCAUGCAUGAUCAAAUAACAAUGCGAUUGGAUAAAAAGGCUUUGGCUAAGGCGUAUGCUUUUUUUUUUUUUUGAUCAGCCUAGUUUGCACUGCGCAUGCUCAAUUCACGUUAAGUCGUGAUUCGAGAGAAGUAUAACCUACUUCAACAUAAUACUAAAUUUUACUUUCUACUGUAAAUAGACAUUUAUCCAUGGGCCUGUUUAUAUAUAACCCUUCUGUGUACGAAAAGAGAAGCCUGUAAUCAUAAUCGCAAUGCUCAUUAACAAUAAGAUCAUUCUGUAAUUAUAUAAGUCAUCAUGUAGCUUAGAGCGGUUUUCGUACGAGAUGGAAACGAUAUAACACGGCAAAUUCUUAUUCGUAGUUUAGCCGUACCGCUUCUUACUGUAGCCGUAAUUAUGCGUUGUGGUUGAAUGAAUUACUAGAUGACAAACCAUUCUUAUGGGAAGCCAUUUCGAUGUCACGCCAUGUCGUACCGUGUGUGCGAUGUAAGGCAGUACGUAUUGUCCCCAUUUAUACGAUCACCAACCUUUCGCGGGAAGCAUUCUCAAUGUUACGGCAUGUCGUAACGUGUAUAUCGUGCUUGCUGUAAGUCAGUAACAAACGGUCGUUUCCCACUCAUACGAAAACCGCUCUAUAAUUUCCUCUAUGAUAAUAGUAAUCAUCAUACAUAUAAGAUAUUAAAGCUAUAUGCGCAUUCUGAAUGGUUAAAUUAAAGCUUUGAAAUCACCUGAAUUACAAUGAUA